Bufo bufo (common toad) is the source of this 3160-nucleotide messenger RNA. RefSeq names its product ectonucleotide pyrophosphatase/phosphodiesterase 3 (gene ENPP3). Gene Ontology annotation, molecular function: nucleoside triphosphate diphosphatase activity; nucleic acid binding; metal ion binding. Gene Ontology annotation, biological process: nucleoside triphosphate catabolic process. The record is from RefSeq and is a predicted model, not a curated record. Lineage: Eukaryota; Metazoa; Chordata; Amphibia; Anura; Bufonidae.
UGGUGUCUUCCCAGUGUCUCAUUGUGCUGCUGCUCCUUGCACGGGCAGGGAUUUCCUACUGGUGAAGGAGGAAACAAGAAGAUUUCACAUAUAUGACAUAAAGGGAACACUUCUCAUUGCAUCUCAACCCUUCUUUAAGACAAUGGACUCAACUACACGCUUAAAUAUGGAAGAACCUGUUAAGAAAAAGCGGGUGAAUAAGUAUAAGAUAAUCUCUGGGGUGCUUCUUGUUGCAUUGGUUGUGAUGUCACUUGGAUUAGGCCUGGGCCUAGGACUGAAAAAAGAAGAGAAACAACCUAUUAAGCAAUUAGUGUCAUGUCGGUACAGAUGCUAUGGAACGGAAACUGUUGGAGAAAAUGAUUGCCGCUGUGAUGCACAGUGCGUUGACCAUGGAAACUGUUGUUUUGAUUUUUCGGAUCUCUGUGUGAAGCCAAAGGAAGAGUGGACCUGCAGCAAGGUGCGUUGUGGAGAGAAACCUGUUAAUGGCAAUCAUUGCUCGUGCUCAGAUGACUGCCUGACACAAGGAAAUUGUUGUACAAACUAUCGAGUUGUUUGCAAAGGAGACACUGCAUGGGCAGACGGUGGCUGUAACAGCAGUGCUGCUCCACAGUGCCCUGAAGGAUUUGAUCUCCCACCUGUUAUCCUUUUUUCUCUGGAUGGUUGAGCAGAGUACUUACAGACCUGGGGCGAUUUAAAGCCAAACAUUAACCAAACUGAGUGAAACUGCGGAACACAUUCAAAGUAUAUGAGAUCUGUGUACCCCACAAAGACUUUUCCCAACCACUACUCAAUCGUCACAGGGCUGUAUCCAGAAUCAAAUGGCAUCAUUGACAACAAUAUGUAUGACUACAAUAUGAACAAAGCGUUCUCUCUGUCUUCAAAUGAGAAGUUUAAUGAAUCAUGGGGCCUUGGUCAGCCGGUAUGGCUGUCAGCUAUGUCUCAAGGUUUAAAGGCUGGUACGUUCUUUUGGCCUGGAUCAGAUGUUGCAAUUAAUGGUAGUUUUCCUACCUACUAUAAACUGUAUAAUGGGUCUGUUCAGUAUGAAGAAAGAAUACGCAGCAUUCUGGAGUGGCUUGACCUUCCAAAAGAUAAAAGGCCACAUUUUUAUACAUUGUACAUUGAAGAACCAGACUCCUCAGGACAUUCGUUUGGUCCAGUAAGUGGUGGGGUGAUUAAGGCUUUGAUACCAAAGGAAUCUUCAAACUGUGUGAACUUGAUAUUAGUUGCUGACCAUGGAAUGGAGAAAACGUAUUGUGAACAGCUGGAGUUUAUGACCAAUUACUUUCCAUCCAUUAAUUUUUUUUACCUCUACGAUGGACAGCAGCUCGUAUUCGUGCAAGGGAAUGUUCCUGCGGAUUACUUGAGUUUUGAUUCGGACGGAGUUGUGAAGAACCUUACUGUAAUGUCGAAGCCAACUCAGCAUUUUAAGCCUUACAUGAAGCAUCACCUGCCUAAACGAUUUCAUUAUGCCAACCAUAUUCGCAUUGAUAAAGUUCACCUCUACGUGGACAGACAGUGGCUUGUUGUAAGGGACAAUAGUUAUACCUUUUGUGGAGGUGGCAACCAUGGCUAUGAUAACGAGUUCAAAAGUGUUCAAGCAAUCUUUAUAGGACAUGGUCCAGGAUUUCAAAAGGAAGUUGAAGUAGAGGCUUUCGAAAACAUAGAACUCUAUAACUUAAUGUGUGAUUUGUUAAAAAUUCAUCCAGCUCCAAAUAACGGAACCCACGGCAGCCUGAACCAUUUACUUAAAGAACCUUUUUUUAAUCCAACUCCUCCUCAAGAUAAAUCAGAUCCAUUAACCUGUGAAUUCACACAGCCAUCUUCUACUUUAGGCUGCAACUGCACAGAUCUGGCUGAUCAAGCAGAAGUCAAUAGAAGAUUAACCCUCACUCAAGAAAGCAUAACUCAGUCAGAGGCAAAGAAUUUGCCAUAUGGAAGGCCAAAAAAUUUAAUUGUUAAUAGCACUUAUUGCAUCCUUAACCACGAAGGCUAUGUGAGCGGAUAUAGUCACAAUUUACUGAUGCCUCUCUGGAGUGCCUAUACUGUAGAACCGCAGGGAGACGGAGCGUUUCUUCCUCCUACGUUAUCAGACUGUCUGCGACCUGAUGGUAGAGUCCCAGAGGCAAACAGCCAAAAAUGCUCAGACUACAAGACAGGGAUGAAUGUAACCCACAGCUUCCUCCAUCCUCCCAACUUUAACAGCAGUGCUCUGGAACAGUAUGAUUCUCUAAUUACAAGUAAUCUCGUACCAAUGUACAAAGAGUUUCUGAGAAUAUGGGAUUACCUGAACAAUAUACUACUACUAAAGUAUGCUUCAGAAAGAAAUGGAAUUAAUGUGGUUACUGGACCAAUCUUUGAUUACAAUUCUAAUGGACUUGUUGAUGCACUAAACCAAAUCGAAAGUUACGUUGAAGGCACUAACAUACCUAUUCCAACACAUUACUUUAUGGUGUUGACCAGCUGUAAAAAUCUUUCUCAGACACCACUUACCUGUACUGGUAAUCUUGACGUCUUAUCUUUCAUCAUUCCUCACAGACCAGACAACACUGAAAGCUGUGCGGAUAACAAACCAGAGCAAGAAUGGGUUGAAGACAGGCUUAAGGCUCAUUCUGCUCGUGUCCGAGAUGUUGAAUUGCUCACAGGUCUGGAUUUUUACCAGGCCAGGAACCAACCACUAAAUGAAGUUUUACAGCUAAAGACCUUACUUCCAACUUUUAGUACUAUUGUAAAUGGAAUGUAGAGUAAUUGUGCCGCUAUAUAAAUGGUCUAAUUUACGAAUGAUGUAUAAUGCUACUCUAUAGUGUACAUCCAAAAAUGUAUAUGACUCUAUUAUGCAAAUACAAAGUUCAAUUAUUCUAUGCCCCACAACAUGCACACAUAAUUUGCAUCUGUGUCCAGACUGUAUGUGGACCCAUUCAUUUCUAUGUAGUGUCCAUAUUGCAGACAAGAAUAGUAAUUUCUAGCAAUGGGAGUGAGAGAAAUGCGGAUUUUGCAGAUCCGUGGUUUGUUGACCACAAUACGGACAUAGUUAUGUGCAUGGAUUUUAGUGAAGAGCUUUUAACAUCAUCACAUCAGUCUGCUCGUUUUGUAUUAAAAUAUACUAGUAUUACUAAGUGUUGUCCUUUGUCUAGAAAAUAGCUUUUAUUCAUAUGGUAAUUAC